This is a messenger RNA of Hansenula ciferrii, 1347 nucleotides long. RefSeq names its product DUF5427 domain-containing protein MTC1 (gene MTC1). NCBI's taxonomy places the organism in Eukaryota, Fungi, Ascomycota, Saccharomycetes, Phaffomycetales, Wickerhamomycetaceae. The record is from RefSeq and is a predicted model, not a curated record. Bases 1 to 1347 code for a protein of 448 amino acids. The transcript has a single exon.
AUGACUGACACACCAAAGAAAUCAACUGAAGCUGAAGAUGUUUUAGAAUUUUUAGCUUCAUUACCAGAAACUGAUCAAUCAAAAUUAAAAGAUUUAAAAGAUAAACAAUCAAAAGGUGAUGAUACUGAUAUCUUGAAUUUUUUAGAUGAAUUAGAAGCUAAUGAUAAGAGGGGGAAGAAAGCUGAGCCAAAACAAUCAAAGGAACAAUCAAAGGAAAAAUCAAAGGAAGUUGCAAAAGAGGAAUCAAAAGAAGAACCAAAACAAUCAAAAGAAGUUGAUGAUAUCGAAUCAAAAGAUGUUAAUAAAGAUACAAAUCAAUCAAAUGAAACACAAGAUAAUGAUGUUAAUCAACCAUUACCAGAAUUAAAUGAUCCAAUCACUUCAAUUUCAAAUUGGUGGUCAUCAAGUGGUUCAGCAACUGUUAAUUCAUUUUGGUCAAAUGCAACUCAACAAGCAAAUAAUUUUGCAUCAAGAGCUUCUGAAGAAGCAACAAAAUUUGCCAAAGAAAAUAAUAUAGAUGUUGAAUCAAUUAAAAAUUUACAAAUUGAUGAAGAAACCAAGAGAAAAUUUAUAAAUAAUGAAGAAAUUUCAUUACCUGAUCCAUCAAGAGCUUUUGGAUUUUUAACUAAAAACCUUUCAAAUGUUUUAAAUUCAAUAGUACAAACUGAUGAAAUUUUAAAAAUUAAUUUAAUUCAUGAUUUAGAAAAUUUUAAUUCAUUAAAUGGAUUAUUAACAAAAAAUUUUAAAAAAGUUAUUAAACAAGUUCAAGGUGGUAUUAAAAUUGAAAUAAUUGAAAAUCAUAUCUCAUCAUCAUCAAAUCAAAUUAAUCAUAAUAAGAGACAUUUAAAUUUAUUUGAAGGUAAAAUUAUUGAUGGAGAAAAAUUAAUUUUUGCAAAUUUAAAUAAUUCAAUAAAAGAAUUUGAAAAAGUAACUAAAAAUUCAGAGAAUAAAGAUGAAGAAGAUUCCAAAAGAUCUUCAAAUUUAUUUAUUUCAAUUUUACCAAUUCGUUCAUCAAAUAAUAAAUCAAAUUCAGAAGAUGAUUCAAUUAUAUCAAUUGAUAAUCAAUCAAAUGAAAGUUUUUCAUUUACUUUAAUUUUAAAAGAUAUUACACAUGAUAUUUCAAUAAUUACAAGAUCACAACCAUUCCCAAUCAAAUGGGCUCAUUGGAUUGAUGGUUCAAUAAGUCAAGAUGAUGAUGAUGAAUCAAAACAAUCAAAAGAACCAAAAGAUGAUGAUGAAGAAAUUGAUCCAUCAGAAUGGGUUAAAGAUUGGAUUGAUGAUGGAUUAUCAUUAAGUUUUGGUAUUUUGGCUCAAAGUUAUGUUGUUAAGAGAAUGGGUUAUGAUUAA